This is a messenger RNA of Paraglomus brasilianum, 738 nucleotides long. Lineage: Eukaryota; Fungi; Glomeromycota; Glomeromycetes; Paraglomerales; Paraglomeraceae. The record is from the annotation of a GenBank genome assembly.
AUGAGACUGUUGAAAUGGGGUGACAAAAUUUUAGAAUUAUUAUAUGUUGAAUCUUCACGUAUUUUAUGCAGUAAUUCAAAGAAAACGGACGAUGAUGUCAAAUUGUGGAGAGAGACUUUAGAUGGAGUGAGCUUUGUGGAUGCAUUAUGUAGACCGGUUGGCAAUCAAUUUGGGAUUGUUGGAAUACAAAUCGCUGGCACUACUAUGCGAUUAAAUGUUCUUAUGAAGGAUCUGGGUGGCAUACCAAGAUAUUUCCAUCUUGAUAACGCUGAAAUUCCAUUAUCACCACACGCAUCGAAUACUAAAGCUCUCCAGGUUGAUCCACUCUCUGAUGAUGCUGAAGCUGAACAAGAACUCAUAGUCCUCAUUGACCAAAUGCUACAUAUUUCUGAUCCCCUGACUGUGGAAGAGUAUAUUCUGGUUGAUAAUCAAGUUGUGAGUAAGGAGCAAAUGAUGGAUGAGGAAAUUGUCAAGUUUGUAAACAGUGAAGAUACUCAAGAGCCAGAGAAUAAUGAAGAGUCUGAAUCCUUGAUAAAAGUAAAGGAUGCUUUGGAAGGAAUAGCUGCUGUCCACCAGUCCAUACAAAUCCAACAACCAACUGCUACUAUCAAAAGAGAAUCAACAGAGAAUGAAAAAAAUUCAACCCAAACACCAACAAAAGUAACUGAAAUUGCUCACUCAGCCAUUAAGACCAACAAACUAAGACCGAUGCCACAACCACCAACAAAGAACCAAUAG